AUGGCUGCUCACAAUAUUUUCAAAUUGGGAGCUCUGGAAGCUCAUAAAACAGCGUUCUUGCUAUGUGAUAUACAGGAAACUUUUCGACCUCAUAUCAAACAUUUCGGCGAUGUUGUAAAAGUAGCGAAUAAAAUGAUACAAGCUGCGAAGCACUUCAAAAUCCCUGUAUAUGUGUCAGAACAAUAUCCUAAGGGGCUUGGCCACACAACAAAGGAUAUCAACAUUGAGGAUGCAGCAUUGGUCUUUGAGAAGACCACAUUCUCCAUGUUCACCCCAGACUUGCAAAAGAAGUUGAAAACAGAUAUCCCAGAGUUAUCUUCUGUAGUGUUAUUUGGUAUUGAGUCCCACGUCUGCAUCGAACAAACUGCAAUUGAUCUAUUAAAAGAGGAUAUUGUUGUACAUCUGUUGGCUGAUGGAAUAUCGUCCAGGUCUCUGAUGGAUAGAGGACUUGCUCUCCAGCGCUUGCGAUCACUAGGCUGUUUCGUAACUACAUCAGAAAGUGUGCUGUUCAAGCUUCUAAGGGACAAGAAACAUCCAGCAUUUAAAAAUAUAUCUAAAUUAAACAAAAUACCGACCAAAGAUACUUUAGGUUUCGAUAAUCUGGCACCUGAUUUGUUGAAUUUUUUCUUAACUAAUUAUACCUUUUCGGGUUAUCGGAAUUCGGAAGUUAUAAGAGGUUCAUAA
Molecule: messenger RNA, 684 nt
Organism: Arctia plantaginis
Lineage: Eukaryota; Metazoa; Arthropoda; Insecta; Lepidoptera; Erebidae
Source: the annotation of a GenBank genome assembly